Molecule: messenger RNA, 720 nt
Organism: Motacilla alba alba
Lineage: Eukaryota; Metazoa; Chordata; Aves; Passeriformes; Motacillidae
Gene: KCNE2
Product: potassium voltage-gated channel subfamily E regulatory subunit 2
Exons: 3
Coding region: 283-660 (125 amino acids)
Biological process (GO): potassium ion export across plasma membrane; membrane repolarization during action potential; regulation of ventricular cardiac muscle cell membrane repolarization
Cellular component (GO): membrane
Molecular function (GO): voltage-gated potassium channel activity involved in ventricular cardiac muscle cell action potential repolarization; transmembrane transporter binding; delayed rectifier potassium channel activity
Source: RefSeq, a predicted model, not a curated record
GCAGGGAGCAGGAGCAGGUGAGGAACCCAAGGUGCCAACUCAGAGGGGCAGCAGGGACCGGGUUUUCGUGGCCAAAUUCCAGCGCUGAGCAGUUUGAAAGGAGGAAAAUGGUGAUUCCAGUUCUGCACUCACCUGGAUUCAGAGAGGAAUGAGUGGGAUGCAGCGUUGGAAUCCAGGCCUGGAUUUGUAUCUGAGGGAAUUGUGGUCAGGAAGUUCAGCUCUGUCUCCUCAGCAAGCAAAAUUCCUGAAUUACGGCCCUGAACAGCAGCACAACUGGCGAGGAUGGCCAAGCUGCAGAACUUCACUUGGGCAGUGGAAGAUAUUUUCAAGGAAACCUUCCUCAAUUACAUGAACAACUGGAGGAGGAACAUGACAGAAGCAGCGAAUAAACUGCAGGCUGAGGUGGCUGCUGAAAACUUUGACUACGUUAUCCUGUACCUGAUGGUGAUGAUUGGGAUGUUCUCCUUCAUCAUCGUGGCCAUCCUGGUGAGCACUGUGAAAUCCAAGAGGAGGGAGCACUCCAAUGAUCCCUAUCACCAGUACAUCGUGGAGGACUGGGGGGAGAAGUACAAAAACCAGGUUCUGAACCCAGAAGAUCUCAAGUGUGUGAUCCAUGAAAACCUGGGGGCAAGGGAUAAAACAAGCCCGGAGUCACCUUGACUUUCUGGGAAUGCCAGCAGUGAGGGAUUCAUGGAGUCACACAGAGGGAACUCACUGGAA